This is a messenger RNA of Phialemonium atrogriseum, 522 nucleotides long. Its product is annotated as putative mitochondrial ribosomal protein s19 protein. Gene Ontology annotation, biological process: ribosomal small subunit assembly; translation. The coding region runs from base 65 to 340 and encodes 91 amino acids. Gene Ontology annotation, cellular component: cytosolic small ribosomal subunit; mitochondrial small ribosomal subunit; ribosome. The transcript has 4 exons. The record is from RefSeq and is a predicted model, not a curated record. Gene Ontology annotation, molecular function: structural constituent of ribosome; RNA binding. NCBI's taxonomy places the organism in Eukaryota, Fungi, Ascomycota, Sordariomycetes, Cephalothecales, Cephalothecaceae.
GAGCCGCAGAAAUUAUUGCCAUCCCCAAUCAGAAAGGAGAGGGAGAAGAGACCAAACCGCAACCAUGCAUCCGACAAGGUGCCUGCUCAAGCGGUCCAUGUGGAAAGGGCCUCACAUUGUCCCUCUCCCCAUUGUCCGACCAGAGCCCGGGAAGAAGAUCGUACCAAUUCGCACGCAGGCCCGUGCCGCAACCAUCCUACCCAACUUCGUAGGGCUCAAGUUCCAGGUCUACAACGGCAAGGUCUACCACGAUGUGACCAUCACCGAGGACAUGGUGGGCCACAAGCUGGGCGAGUUCUCGCCGACAAGAAAACCGUUCGUCUGGACCAAGACCAAGUAGCCGUAUCUGUGGGAUAUGACAAGAUUGGUGUGUUCUGGCAUGGAGAUACCACGAGGCGUCGCGAAGGGAAUAUUCUCAGUGCUUUGUUUAUAUUUUUAUCCUUUUUUUCUCUUCCCAGAGAUGUACAAUGUAUGUACGAUUCAGUGCUCUAUGGAAUAGACAGGCGCUGGGAUUGUAAGCCA